AUGUUGUUAGACUAUUGUUGUCGAUGCUGCGGGAUCGGUCCGAUCAAACGCCAUGACCACCUGUCGAUCAACAGCAGACUUCAUGACACCUGGGUUGUUCUUCAGAAUCUCUCUUUGUGUACGCUGUGCUUUUACUCUUUGUAUUAUAUUGUGGUCAGUGUGUGCAUCGGUCUUCUCAGGGUGGAGGAGGUGGACAGUUUGUUAGCACCGUUUGACUACACAACUCAACCAUCAUGGCAGAGUCCCAAAUAUUUAGUGAGUGUGAUCUCAACAGAGGUGACGUACAUUGUGGGCGGUCUGAUGUUCGCAUGGAUUGUGGAGGAUUGGGUGUGGGACUACGCCAUCACUGUCACGUUACUACACAUUGGACUGACUGUAGCCGUUAUGGCUGAUUUUCCAUCCACUGAACAUUGGUGGAUUGCUCUUGGCUCCGGAUUAUUGAUGAUGAUUUUUGGAGGGCAGCUCUUGGCCUACAGACUCUUCAGAUAUAAUUUUGUUCAUCCGGCGGAUCUUCAGAAUUUCUAACAAUCUCUCUCUCUCUCUCUCUCUCUCUCUCUCUCUCUC
Paramisgurnus dabryanus is the source of this 564-nucleotide messenger RNA. It is a transcript of the gene tmem244, whose product is annotated as transmembrane protein 244. Lineage: Eukaryota; Metazoa; Chordata; Actinopteri; Cypriniformes; Cobitidae. The record is from RefSeq and is a predicted model, not a curated record.